Messenger RNA from Phragmites australis (common reed), 468 nucleotides. RefSeq names its product pentatricopeptide repeat-containing protein At1g03540-like. Gene Ontology annotation, molecular function: protein binding; RNA binding. Gene Ontology annotation, biological process: RNA modification. Bases 1 to 468 code for a protein of 155 amino acids. The transcript has 2 exons. The record is from RefSeq and is a predicted model, not a curated record. NCBI's taxonomy places the organism in Eukaryota, Viridiplantae, Streptophyta, Magnoliopsida, Poales, Poaceae.
AUGGUCGCCGGCACAGACGACGUCUCCCCCAGCGCCCACGAGCUCUCCGCCGCUGCCAAGGCCUGCGCCGUGCUCCGCGACCUCCGCGCAGGCGCCUGCAUCCACGGGAGCGUCGUUGUUCGCGGGUAUGGCGACGACGGCGUCGUGCUGAGCGCGCUCGUGGACAUGCAUAGCCACGUGGCUGCGCCCGGCGCGCGGAAGGCGUUCGAGGAAAUGCGCGUCCCAGACGGGAUGAGAGGCUGUAGAGACGUCGUUGUCGAAUCUGCACUCGUGGACCUUCAUACUGGGAUGGUUGAACAAGGAAGGAACUACUUCAACUCGAUGGGCGAGGAGUAUGGCAUUGCCCCUGGUAUUGAACACUACAAUUGCAUGGUCGACCUCCUUAGAACACUGCUUAUGUUGGUGACUCUGAGAUAUGACAUACUGCCCUAUGUUUAUGAACUGCCAUUGCAAAUUGACACCGGCUAG